This is a messenger RNA of Astyanax mexicanus (Mexican tetra), 5638 nucleotides long. Its product is annotated as metal transporter CNNM3. Gene Ontology annotation, molecular function: transmembrane transporter activity. The record is from RefSeq and is a predicted model, not a curated record. Gene Ontology annotation, biological process: magnesium ion homeostasis; transport. Gene Ontology annotation, cellular component: plasma membrane. The coding region runs from base 293 to 2719 and encodes 808 amino acids. The transcript has 9 exons. NCBI's taxonomy places the organism in Eukaryota, Metazoa, Chordata, Actinopteri, Characiformes, Acestrorhamphidae.
GGUGAAGCAUUCGACGUAGAUCCGCCCGAGAAGCGGAGAGUUGAGGAGCCCCGGUUGUUGUUGUUGGGGUUGCGGAGAGCGGGCCGCCGCCGUACCGGGGGUUAGGAGUCCCCGAGCCGCUGGAGGAGGAAUCGGUGUAUUAUUAUCGUGUUUUUCCCCGCCCCGUGUUUCGCCAUGGCUCCGCCGGUGAGGACGUUUCUGCCGCUGUUUUCCGCGGCGGUAGGAGGGUGACGGUAGGCGGGCGGGGGUCACAUGAUCGGCGGGGCGGAGAGGCGAGCUGCCCGAAUCCAAUAUGGUGGUCGUGCGGCGGUCGCUGCUCCCGCUGCUGCUGCUUCUCCUGAUCCCGCUGCUGCUGGGGGGCAGCGCCCAGAGGCUGGUGGGUCUGCGGCUGGAGGAGGUGCUGGAGGUGCAGCAGGGGGGGCAGCUGCAGGAGGAGGCCGGCAGGCGGGUGUACAUGCGCGGGCGAGUUCUGUUCGCUGCUCCGGGGUCUGGAUUCAGGCUGAGGCUGUUUGGAUCUGAGCUGCUGUUUCUGGUUAAAAAUAAUAAUGUUAUUAAUAAUAAUAGUAAUAACAAUGCAAGCUGGCCGUGGCUCGCGUUCGCUCGGGAGGCGGGAGUGGAGAACUUCAACUCCCAACCUGGACCACCUCCUCCUCCUGCUGCUCCUGCUGCUGCUGGUGCCUCUGGUUCUGAUGGUCCUAGUUCCAGUCCCGGUCCAGUAAAGGAACAGGAGGAGGACCCAUGCAGGCAGGAGAUCCUGAGGAACUCUUCUAUAUUCCGUGUGGAGGGGGAGUUCUCCGCGGAUGAAGACAGCAGCGGUGUGCUGGAGGUCCGCACCGCGGAGGGGGACGCCUCCAGCGCGGGCGCUCUGCACCGGCUGUGUGUGCUGAGCGGGCCGGGUUGGGAGUCGCUGGGGGCGGAUAGAUUCCAGCUGAAGGCGCCGGAGCCAGAGCUAAAGCCUGAGCCAAAGCUACCCCCAGACUGGAUCCCUACCUGGGCUUUAUCGGUAAUUAUAGCAGCCUUGGUGUUUAUUUGUGCUCUGAUUCGCAGUUUAAGCCUCAGUCUGCUCUGUCUCGACCCCCUCGAGCUCUACGUGCUCCACAGCUGCGGCGCGGAGGACGAGAGGCGGGCGGCCAAGCGCCUGGAGCCGCUCCGGAGACGCGGUAACUUCCUGGUGUGCUCGCUGCUCCUCCUGACCGCGCUGGGUCACUCCGCGCUCGGCGUGCUCCUCUACCGGGCCUUCGGCUCCAUCCUGCCCGCGGUCUUCACGUGUGGAGCCCUGCUGUUCCUCCUGGCCGAGCUGCUCCCGCACAUCAUCAGCUCGGGCUACGGCUUCCACCUCGCCCCCGGUCUGAUCUGGCUGGGUCAGGUGUGCCUGGCGCUCACCUGCCCGCUCACCUGUCCGCUCGGCGUGCUCCUGGACGUGGCGCUGCGGCGCGACGUCAGCACGUGCGGCGUGCGCGAGAAGGUGAUGGAGAUGGUCCGCUCCAACGUCAACGACCCGUACAGCGAGUUCGUGAAGGAGGAGUUCCGGCGCGGCGCGCUGAGGAGCAAGACCGUGGAGGACAUCCUGACCCCGCUGAAGGACUGCUUCAUGCUGCCCUCCACCGCCCAGCUGGACUUCGGAACCAUGUCCGAGAUCAUGCAGAGCGGAUACACGCGCGUGCCCGUCUACGAGGAGGAGCGCUCCAACAUCGUGGAGAUCCUGUACGUGAAGGACCUGGCCCUGGUGGACCCGGAGGACUGCACCCCCAUGACCACCAUCACCAAGUUCUACAACCACCCGCUGCACUUCGUCUUCAACGACACCAAGCUGGACGCCAUGCUGGAGGAGUUCAAGAAAGGAAACUCUCACCUGGCUAUAGUGCAGAGGGUGAAUAAUGAGGGGGAGGGAGACCCGUUCUACGAGGUUCUGGGACUGAUUACUCUGGAGGACGUUAUAGAGGAGAUCAUAAAGUCUGAGAUCCUGGAUGAGUCUGAUGGCUACAUGAAUAUGAAGGUGAAGCGUCCCGCCGCCGCGCUGGAGAUUCCUCUGGAGCCUCGCUCGAGUCAGGAGGAGUUCUCGCUCUUUAAACCACCGGAAGGAGAACCCAAGAUCCGCACGUCUCCUCAGCUCCUGCUGGCCACACACCGCUUCCUCUCCAGAGAGGUGGAGCAUUUCAGUCCACAGCGAGUUUCAGAGAAAGUCUUAUUUCAUCUCCUGCGGCACCCGAGCGUCAACCAGGAGGUGAAGUUUGACCCAAACAACCGUCUGAGUCCAGAUCAUUACCUCUACACCCGGAACCACCCUGUGGAUUACUUCAUCCUACUGCUGCAGGGUCGUGUGGAGGUGGAGAUUGGUAAAGAAGGUCUGAAGUUUGAGAAUGGAGCUUUUACUUAUUACGGUGUAUCAGCUCUCACAGCUCCCUCCUCAGUGCAUCAGUCCCCAGUGUCCACACAGCGGCGCUCUCCCAGAGACCCCUUUGAGCUGGGAGAUGCCACCAGCCCGUCCAGCUACUGUCCUGACUACACAGUCCGAGCCCUCACCGACCUGCAGCUCAUCAAGGUGACCCGGUUGCAGUAUCUGAAUGCGUUGAUGGCGUCUCGUGUGGCUCAGAGUCCGGAUCCUCCUGAGAUAAAGAUUCUGCCGAACAGUCAGACGAAGCUCCUGAACGAGAAGAACACGAGCACAGACUUUCCUCUUCACUUUUCAUUCUUUGAUGCAAUUGAGAACUACUGUUAGAGUACAGUGUGCAUGAGGUCUCGGCGAGCUGCAGGAAUUCAGGAUGGAGGAAGGAGGCGGAGCUUCAGGACAGAGAAUUGCUUUCUGACUCUCUGAUGGAUGAAUCUGAUUGGCUCCUGCAGGAUCUGAUUCUAAAUGAAUAAAUUCAGAUUUUUACACUGAUUUUCCUUUUUAUCUCUGGAGUGCUGAGAUCUGACAACUUAUUCAGGUGGAUUAUUAUUUUUAUUUUUGGACAGUUUGAGACUUUUUGUAGAGCCUGUCUGACGACACGUCCACUACUGUUCACGACUGUCCUCAUUCUUGCCUGGUUUUUAAUUUUUUUAAACUUUUAUUUUGACGCAUUCCUCUUGUGGUGUCGUACCGGUUUUUAUUGCGGGGUGUUUUCUCGUCCUGUAGGUGGCGCAGUGCCUCAGAGUGUUCGGUCUGAACUGUGCCGGGUCCGGGUCGUGCCGUGCUGUAAUGUGGCAGCGAGGGCAGCAGGAACUGCUCUGUGAUUUGGACGCAGCCGCGAGUCAGGAACACACUACACUGUUUUGUCUUGUCUGGUCUUACCUGAUGUUGCCUUGCCCCUCCCUCCCUGCCUUGCUCCGCCCCCAGCCCGUCCCCCAAACCACGACACACUUAUUUAUGCUGUUUUGGUAUAAAAUCCUUUUUUGCCAUGAUUCUCUCGCUCUGUGGGGUAAAAAAAAACAGAAUAUUACAGGUUUAUUUUCACUUUUUUGUUUUAUCGUAUAAUCUGAUCCUCAUAACUACAGAUUAAUAUAACAUUUCGGGCUGUUGCUCUGAAUGACUGGCUGUUUUCAAGCAGUUUAGAAAAACACUCUGCUGAAGAUGGUGUUUAUAAGCUAACAUGAACAUGACCAUACAUAAACCAAUCAUCAUAUUCACCAUCAUUAAUGUUUCUUUAGGUUUACAUGCACUUAAAAAAUCUGAUUCUGCAGUUAUCUGAUUAUUAUUGAUGUAGUGAUGUAAACAGCAUACUCCCAUUUCUUAAUCAGAGUUAGAACACAGAAGUGUAAAUAUUUCUCAGAGUACGAAAGAGAGUACAAUAGGUUGUGGUGUGUCUCCAUCAGCAGCCGGAGUCAGAGAGAGAGAGAGAGAGAGAGAGAGAGUACAGUAGAUCAUACUGCGUCUCCAUCAGCAGCCGGAGUCUGAGAGAGAGAGAGAGAGAGAGAGAGAGAGAGUACAGUAGAUCAUACUGCGUCUCCAUCAGCAGCCGGAGUCUGAGAGAGAGUAUUCUGCAACUGACUAAAGUAAUUUUACCCUGAAUAAUGGCACUUUCUUUGAAAAGCAAUAGAAAAUAUAUUAAGGUUAUUUAAUUAAUGCAGAGAAAAGUGGCAAAAUGAUUGAAAACCUGUUCAGUGUUCUGCCGAACGUAUUGUUGGUUUUGGUUCGGUUUCUGCCAAAAAUCUUGAAUAUAUUGUGUGUAUAUUUGCAGUGUUGAGGGGUUUUAAGGUUUUUUUUCUUUUAGUUUGUUUUUAGUUAAUUAUUUCUAGUGCCUCCAAAACUCCACAUAUCAGCACAAGCAUACAAUUCCACUACAUGCACACAUUAUUAUCCAUAAACAUGUAUAAACGGAGUGGUGGAUGGUGAGCUGCUGUCUGUAGAAAGUGCCGUGUGAAGCUGAAGGACGCCUUCGGUUCAGUCUGAGUCGGUUUGGGUCGGUUUUGAUUUGAUUUUUGUUUUGAUUCUUCAUAAUAACAUCAUUUUUUAGUUAUUGAUGCUUAAACCUGACUGGAUUUAAUAUUAUUAUUAUUAAUUUUUUUUCCUCAGAAUUUUAAUCCAAAUUUGUGGGUUUGCGGCAUUUUUAUGGUGCUCACAACUUUUUUUUUUUUUUUUUUUUUAAUCCAGAUUCUCUGUUAAUCGGAUUGGGCAGUCUGAACACAGUAUAAAAUUAGUUUAUUAUUGUUAUUAUUAGUUUUGCCAAAUUAAUUCAGUUUAAUCUGAAUCUCAUUUUGUCAGAAAGUAUUUGAACGAUGUGCCAUAGCAGUGCAGGUGGGUUGGACGUGGGCGUGUCUGUUUGGGUGGUGGGCGUGACUGUUUGGGUGGUGGGCGUGUCUGUUUGGGUGGUGGGCGUGGUUUUUCAUUGCCUUUUUUGUUUUCUUAAAACAAUACAGUGUUCUGUUCAUUUAAAUUUCCGUAAUUUUUCAACUUUUUCAUUAAUUACAUUCCAGCUUGUGAUUGGACGGUGGAUGUGGGAGUGGAGCUGUGUGUGAAUGGGUGGGUGUGUAUUCAAAUGUGCCAAUAAAGUGAUUGGACAGUUGGGCCGGUGGGCUUCAGGAUUGUUUUCCGUUGUUCAGCAGGACUGUAGUUCUCUGUCUUAAUUUUUUAUUUUUCAUUUUUUAUUAUUUUUAUUUUUUAUCUUUCUUUAAAACAGCUGUAUAACCGAACCUCCACAUCUGUAAGGUCGCUGAUGCAUUCCGGAUGAUGCACUCCGCUGUGUUACAUUUAUCGUGAAUUAUUAUUAUUAUUAUUAUUAUUAUUAUUAUUAAUCUUCAGCAUCUUUUAACAUGUUAAUAAACCUAAUCCUGAGUAAAUAUUUUAAUUUGUUAUAAUAUGUAGUAUCGUUUGUUCUGUUGUUACUCAGUUUGUAUAAUCUGGAGAGAGUGAAUGUAUAUAGUUUAAAAUAAAACUGCGAUAUUAAUCAGGAGAGAUGCUGUUUUUUGCUCUUUGAUUAGGGUAGAGAUUGCUGUAUAUUAAUAAACCUCUAAAUCAUAGAAUCUAUAAACAGAAUAAUUGCUGGCAACUGAUUUUUUUUUUGUUUUGUUUUUUUUCCUGAAGGAAACUGAAUUGUAACGAGAGAUUUUUGUAGAAACUCUAAACCCGUCUGUAAUAUUAAAUAUUAAAUACUGCUUAUUGCAUCGAAUGCUCUUGAUCUCAACUUUUCCAAGGAAAUAAAAACAAACCAAUGUGAAAAAA